Naumovozyma dairenensis CBS 421 is the source of this 1053-nucleotide messenger RNA. It is a transcript of the gene MPD1, whose product is annotated as protein disulfide isomerase MPD1. The record is from RefSeq and is a predicted model, not a curated record. The coding region runs from base 1 to 1053 and encodes 350 amino acids. Lineage: Eukaryota; Fungi; Ascomycota; Saccharomycetes; Saccharomycetales; Saccharomycetaceae. Gene Ontology annotation, biological process: response to endoplasmic reticulum stress. The transcript has a single exon. Gene Ontology annotation, molecular function: protein-disulfide reductase activity; protein disulfide isomerase activity. Gene Ontology annotation, cellular component: endoplasmic reticulum lumen.
AUGCAUUUGAAAUAUUUUUAUACCAUUGCAUUAUUAUCACUUUUCCAUACUAGGAUUCAAGCUCAAAACUUUUAUGAUACCAAUCCUAAUAUAAUUGAAAUAAAUGCUAAAAAUUUCGAUAAAGUCAUUCAUCAGACUAAUUAUACCUCGUUAGUUGAAUUUUAUGCACCAUGGUGUGGAUAUUGUAAACAAUUGAAACCAACUUUCCAAAAAGUAGCUAAGAAAUUAAAUGGUGUAGUUCAAGUGGUGAGUGUGAAUUGUGAUUUGGAAAUGAAUAAACCAUUAUGUGCAUCCUAUGGUGUAGAAGGUUAUCCAACUUUGAAAGUGUUUAGACCACCAAAGGUAAAUUUAAAUAACAAUAAUAAUAAUAAUAAUAAUAAUAAUAAUAAUAAUAACAAUAACAAAAAGAAAAAUAGCAAGACGAAAAAAAACAACGUUAACUUACAUAAACAUGCUGUGGAAACAUAUAAUGGACAACGUAAUGUAGCACCAAUAGUUGAGUUUGUUUUAUCUAGAAUUAAAAAUUACGUUAAGAAUUUACCUCAUGUUGAAAAAUUGAAGACAAUUCUUGAUCGGAGUCAUCACAUUCUGCAUGGUAACGAUUCAACGAUAUCACGAUACUCUGUGGUAUUAUUUUCUUCCUCAUCAUCUAAAAAAGGUCGAAUAUCACCAACCUAUAAAAGUAUUGCAUUGGAUUGGUUAUCCGGUUAUGAUUUUUAUCAAAUCUCAAUUACAGAUGUACAACCAUUGAAAAAUACUGAAACUUUUUCAAAGACGUAUCCAAAUAUCAGUGAGUUCUUAACUGAAUUUACUGCUGGCCAAACGUCAGAGGAAAAGAGUCAAUUAGUCGUAUUUGAUGGUUUAAAUGAUAAAUAUUAUGUGUUUGAUGGUCCGGGAAUUACCAAGCUGGAAGUUUCUAGAUUCUUAACUAAGACACUUGGGGAACCUCCAAGGGAAGGCCCAUUAAGUAAACGUGAUAAGUUUUUGGAAGAUUUGAAAUUAAACAAAAAGAAAAAGAAAGGGCCCAAAAAGAAUAUGCAUGACGAAUUAUAA